Molecule: messenger RNA, 5662 nt
Organism: Oncorhynchus nerka (sockeye salmon)
Lineage: Eukaryota; Metazoa; Chordata; Actinopteri; Salmoniformes; Salmonidae
Product: plasma membrane calcium-transporting ATPase 1-like
Exons: 23
Coding region: 1119-4808 (1229 amino acids)
Biological process (GO): regulation of cytosolic calcium ion concentration; calcium ion transmembrane transport
Cellular component (GO): intracellular membrane-bounded organelle; plasma membrane
Molecular function (GO): PDZ domain binding; ATP binding; P-type calcium transporter activity
Source: RefSeq, a predicted model, not a curated record
CCCGGCGACGCUCGCACCAGACACUGCUGUAUCCGUCUCGUUUUUUCCAGCCACGAAAUCGGUGAACCGCGCGUUUAUCUGUACAUUUACCGCGGAUGUACGUGAACCCGGAACCAACUCACAAUUUAGACAAAACAAAAAACCUCGCUAAGUGAAUCUAUUGGGUCUGCUGCUGUGCUUUCGGACCGAGCAGAUCCUUCCUCUGUGCGAUCAUUUCCUCCUAUUUGUAGAGGAAGGGUGUUAAUUUUCGAAGUGAAAUCUCAGAAGUUGGUUUACUUUCGGAACUCGUAACGUGUUGCUCUAGUUUAUCAUGUACUUAAUGUAGAGUUACUGAUAUCUAAAACACGUCUGUAAAGUGCCGCGAUCAAGCCCAUCACUGUGUAAUGUCACAGUUGUCAAAUUGGAGCCCAGAUGGGGGACAAAACAAAACCAAACCGUAGGCUAUAGCUCGCACUUCUACAGAUCCACCCAGCACGCACAUUUAUGCCAAAUAACGCAUAGGGGCAAAUCCAUCUCUCACGGAUUUCUCUUUCCAUCUCAACGGCAUAAUAUAGCCACUGAUUUAGUUUUUUUGUUUUGUUUUUCUAUGUCAAACUGUAGGCUAGGCUACUCACUGAAAGACCUUUUGCAAAACCCAGCUCUGACCGAAGCGGAAGAGGACAGUUUUUUUCUGUCUGAGAUACGGGACACUGGAUUUACCCGCUGGUGGAGACAGUGAUUGUGUGUUAGUGAGGUGAGCUGAGCAAAGGAAAUGAGCGCUCAUUGAGACCUUCUCCUGCCGUCUGACUACCCUCAGCAUCCGGUUUUGUGCAACAGAAGAAGUGGUCAACGGAUCAUGUCUCCACUGUUACGUGGAAACUAAUGCACUACCGGGUCCAGAAACCCGUCCUCUGACCCCACACACUACUUCUACAUUACCCACGAUUCCUGUCUGCAAAAAAAGUAAGGACUUAGGUGUUGAAGCCCUUAGAUGACUUGGACUUCCUUGUUUUACUAUUGAACUAUUUCAGCACCACUAACCAGUUCUUAGUUUACAACAGUGAUCUUAGAGGGACUGUAGAGGCACUGAGAGACAGUCAUAGAGUAAAGAGAGAAAAACAAAGAACAACGGAAACAAAAUGGCCAACAACACGGCGGACCACCCUCCGGGGAACUCUGUUGCCGAUGGCAACCAAGAAGGGGACUUUGGCAUCACGGUGAUGGAUCUCCGGGACCUGAUGGAGCUGAGGAGCGGAGAGGCCGUCACCAAGAUAGGCGACUCCUACGGAGACGUGCAAGGGCUCUGCCGCAGGCUCAAGACAUCACCCAUCGAGGGUCUGUCUGGUAACCCAGUGGAUCUGGAGAAGCGCCACACAGCUUUUGGGAAGAACUUCAUCCCUCCUAAAAAGCCUAAGUCUUUCCUGGCGCUGGUGUGGGAAGCUCUACAGGAUGUUACUCUAAUCAUCCUGGAGAUUGCUGCCGUCAUCUCCCUGGGCCUGUCCUUCUACCACCCUCCCGGGGGAGAUAGCGAACUGUGUGGUGAGACAGCAUCUGGAGUGGAGGAUGAGGGCGAGGCGCAGGCGGGUUGGAUCGAGGGCGCCGCCAUCUUGUUCUCUGUUGCAAUCGUUGUCUUGGUGACAGCGUUUAACGACUGGAGCAAGGAGAAGCAGUUCCGCGGGCUGCAGAGCCGCAUCGAACAGGAGCAGAAGUUCACCGUCAUCCGCAAAGGCCAGGUCAUCCAGAUCCCUGUGUCCGAACUAGUGACAGGAGACAUCGCCCAGAUCAAAUACGGUGAUCUGCUGCCAGCUGAUGGUAUCCUGAUCCAGGGCAACGACCUGAAGAUUGACGAAAGCUCUCUGACUGGUGAAUCAGACCAAGUCAGGAAGUCCCUCGAGAAAGACCCCAUGCUGCUGUCUGGCACCCAUGUGAUGGAGGGAUCAGGUAGAAUGGUGGUGUCUGCAGUGGGUCUCAACUCUCAGACUGGAAUCAUCUUCACUCUGCUGGGGGCGGGAGACAGCGACGAGGAAAAGAAGAUCAAGAAAGGUAAAAAACAAGGACCCCCCGAAAAUCGCAACAAAGCUAAGACCCAGGACGGCAUUGCCCUGGAGAUCCAACCCCUGAAGAGUGAGGUUGAGUCCGAGGAGAAGGAGCCGGAGGUGGAGGUCAAACAGGUGAAGAGGGUUCAGAUCACCAAGAAGGAGAAGUCUGUGCUGCAGGGCAAACUCACCAAACUGGCUGUGCUAAUCGGGAAGGCAGGUCUGAUCAUGUCAGCAGUGACGGUGGUCAUUCUCAUUCUGUACUUCGUGAUUGAUACGUUCGGGGUACAGGGUCGCCCAUGGCUGAAGGAGUGUACCCCCAUCUACAUCCAGUACUUUGUCAAGUUCUUCAUCAUCGGAGUCACUGUGCUGGUGGUGGCUGUGCCUGAGGGGCUGCCUCUAGCCGUCACCAUCUCUCUGGCCUACUCUGUCAAGAAAAUGAUGAAAGACAAUAACCUGGUGCGUCACCUGGAUGCGUGUGAGACAAUGGGGAAUGCUACGACCAUCUGCUCCGACAAGACAGGUACCCUCACCAUGAACCGUAUGACCGUGGUGCAGGCCUACUUGGGAGACACACACUACAAGAAAGUACCGGAACCCGACGUCAUCAAACCAUCCACACUGGAAGUCCUGGUCAACAGCAUCGCCAUAAACUCAGCCUAUACUACUAAGAUCCUGUCUCCAGCAAAGGAGGGAGGUCUGCCCCGCCACGUUGGCAACAAGACAGAAUGCUCCCUAUUGGGCUUCGUGCUGGAACUGAAGAGGGACUACCAGCCAAUCAGGGAUGAGAUUCCUGAGGAGAAGCUGUAUAAGGUGUACACCUUCAACUCCUCCCGUAAGAGCAUGAGCACGGUGCUGAAGAACACAGACGGUAGCGGCUUUCGCAUGUACAGCAAGGGAGCCUCCGAGAUCGUCCUACGCAAAUGUUCCCGUAUCCUGGACACGAACGGGGAGCCACGUAUCUUCAAGCCUAAGGACCGUGAUGAGAUGGUGAAGGUGGUGAUUGAGCCCAUGGCCUGUGACGGUCUAAGGACCAUCUGCGUGGCCUACAGGGACUUCCCUGCCGAGGCAGGAGAACCAAACUGGGACAACGAGGCCGAUAUCCUCAACGAGCUCACCUGCAUCUGUGUGGUCGGCAUUGAAGAUCCUGUCAGACCUGAGGUACCUGAUGCUAUCCUCAAGUGCCAGAGGGCUGGCAUCACUGUCCGCAUGGUUACCGGGGACAACAUCAACACCGCCCGUGCCAUAGCAACCAAGUGUGGCAUCCUGUUGCCAGGCGAGGACUUCUUGUGUCUGGAGGGCAAAGAGUUCAACCAGCUGAUCCGUAAUGACCAGGGAGAGGUGGAGCAAGAGCGUCUGGACAAGGUGUGGCCCAAGCUGCGUGUGCUGGCUCGUUCCUCUCCUACUGACAAACACACUCUGGUCAAAGGUAUCAUGGACAGCACCGUCCUCGAGACACGACAGGUGGUGGCUGUGACAGGAGACGGAACUAACGAUGGCCCCGCCCUGAAGAAGGCUGAUGUUGGAUUUGCUAUGGGUAUCGCCGGUACGGACGUGGCUAAGGAAGCGUCAGAUAUCAUUCUGACUGACGAUAACUUCACUAGCAUCGUCAAGGCUGUCAUGUGGGGCCGCAAUGUCUAUGACAGCAUCUCCAAGUUCCUCCAGUUCCAGCUCACUGUCAACGUGGUGGCCGUCAUCGUGGCCUUCACUGGCGCCUGCAUCACACAGGACUCUCCUCUGAAAGCGGUGCAGAUGUUGUGGGUUAACCUGAUCAUGGACACCCUGGCUUCCCUGGCCCUAGCCACCGAGCCCCCCACUGAGUCCCUGUUGCUGAGGAAGCCGUACGGCCGCAACAAGCCCCUAAUCUCUCGCACCAUGAUGAAGAACAUCCUGGGUCAUGCCGUCUACCAGCUCACAAUCAUCUUCACCCUCCUGUUCGCUGGAGAGAACAUCUUUAAUAUUGACAGUGGGCGCAACGCGCCCCUCCACUCGCCGCCCUCGGAGCACUACACCAUCGUGUUCAACGUGUUUGUCAUGAUGCAGCUGUUCAACGAGAUCAAUGCCAGGAAGAUCCACGGAGAGAGGAACGUUUUUGAGGCCAUUUACCGUAACCCCAUAUUCUGUAGUGUGGUCCUGGGAACCUUCGUCCUGCAGAUUGUCAUUGUCCAGGUUGGAGGGAAGCCCUUCUCCUGCACCGCCCUGACCAUCGACCAGUGGCUCUGGUGUGUGUUCAUCGGAGUGGGAGAGCUGCUUUGGGGACAGCUGAUCUCAGCCAUCCCCACCCACCACCUGAAGUUCCUAAAGGAGGCUGGCCACGGAACCCAUAAGGAGGAUGUCCCCGAAAACGAGAUGAACGAGGGGGACGAUGAAAUCGACCACGCUGAGAUGGAGCUCCGUAGGGGUCAGGUCCUCUGGUUCAGGGGCCUCAACCGCAUCCAGACUCAGAUGGACGUGGUCUAUACGUUCCAGACGGGUCAGGCUCCGGUGCCGGGGGCAUUGAGACGCCAGCCCUCAGUGGUCAGCCAGCACAACGACGCCAAAACAGUCUCUAGCCCCACCCACAUUAAGGUGGUGAAUGCAUUCCGUAGCUCUCUUUACCCGGGGCUAGAGAACCGAGAAUCAAAAAAUUCCAUCCAUAACUUCAUGGCCCACCCUGAGUUUGUUCCCCUGUCUGAGGAAGAGGCGCGGAUCCCUGACAUCGAUGAGAGCAGCAGUGAUGAGGUGGCGCUCCAGCCCAGAUCCUUCUCUGGGGGGGCAGAAGCUCCAGACGUCAGCCACGAGGCCUCCUGCUGAUCACCUCCUCUCUUCUCCUCUCUUCCGUUGUGCUCUGUCCAUCUCUCCCUGUCGGCCGGCUGGUUACCCUCCUGCACUUCCUCUCUUCCACCACCAGGAGGACAAGCGGUGCGCCCCUCAUCCCACAGAGGGUACACCCAGAGCAGGCAAGGGGUCCCAGCGUCUCCCCCUCUUCACCUACCCCUCUUCACCUACUCCUCUUCCUCCGCCUCCUCUUCCCUCCACUUCCUGAACCCUACACCUACCUCUCACCUGCCCCACCCACCCACUUUGCCAUUCCCAUGGGCUGGCACUGAAUGUGGUGUGUAUGCCCUUUAAGUAUGUACAGCAGAGUGACAUGUAGACCAUCAAAUCACAUCGCGCCCCAAACUCAUGGGUGGGAGGGGCCAUGUGGGGUCCACCAAUCUGCUCUGUCAAAGGCUGUAGCCUGUCCUACUGUCCAUCUUUGGAUUUUUUAUCUUUUUUUUGUCCUGUAACAUUUAAUUGAUUUAUUUUAACCUCAGAUAGCCCAGAACUGAAACACAACAUGUUUAUCCUUUUGUACGUGCUUAUUACACCCUGCAUACGCUAACUGACACAGCACUUUUAGAGUAUAUCUGUGUACAUACAGUAUAUAUGCUUUAUAGGCUCUUCAACACAGCUCCAAGCUGAUUUGAUGAUCAGAUGAACAUGGGCCAUGUGAUUUAACAGUUUUCAGCCACUAAGUUUUGCCACUCCAUUUCUCAACCUGUGUUUUAACUGUACUGUGUGUAUGCAUUGGAUCUGUUUUAAAGCAUGAUGUACUAAUGGGUUAUGCAGUUCAACCCAGGAACCCAUGUCUUCAUUCAUUCUGAUAAACUACAUAUUUUCAAUGA